Mitosporidium daphniae is the source of this 1923-nucleotide messenger RNA. RefSeq lists its product as uncharacterized. Gene Ontology annotation, biological process: autophagy of mitochondrion; protein localization to phagophore assembly site. Lineage: Eukaryota; Fungi; Microsporidia. The transcript has 4 exons. Gene Ontology annotation, cellular component: phagophore assembly site; autophagosome. The record is from RefSeq and is a predicted model, not a curated record. The coding region runs from base 1 to 1923 and encodes 640 amino acids.
AUGCUUUUCCAGCGCAUCUGCUCUGUGUUCACCAUUGGGUUCAUUGUGAUCUUCUUCCUGUUUUUGCUCAAUUGCAUUGAUUAUAAGUGUCUGUUGAACCCGGAUUCCAGCUCCGACAUACGCCAUCGGAAAUUGAUAAAUUUCAUCCAUCUCAAUAGGAUGCUCAACAUCUCUUUCUUUUGGGGCAUAUGUUUUGUCAUCUUCAUCAGCUAUUGGAUUUGGCAGAUUCUGAAGCUCGUCUUUGAGUAUAAUGACUUGGUAAAGAUACGGGACAUAUAUACUCAUCUUCUGGACAUCCCAGAUCGCGACCUCGCAACGCUUUCCAUCCAAGACAUCAUUAAAAAGGUCAUCGAGGUAAACGACAAAUUCCCGCUGGAUCCUUCCGGAAUGCAGCUAGAUGCGCAUGGUACCGCACGUUGGUGUAUCUCACACGCUAGUUAUCGCAAACAGGAUAUUACGCAAGGAAAACUACUUUCUUUCUUUGCUGAACAAGAACAUUUUGGACCUUCAUCCACCAUUUCCGGUCGUUUUUGGUACGCAGCCGCUGCUCACCAAAACGAUGGAAAUCAACUUGUCCAUUUGCAUUCUUCAGUUUGUUUUCGAUUCAAACGGCCACAUAAGAAAAAAGUUUGUCGAAAACGUGCAAGUAAGCGAGCUGGCCCUGGAGCUUCGGAAGCGCUUUGUCAUCAUGGCAUUUAUGAACUUAUUGGCAAGCCCGAAUUGUACCACAAUCCAAAAAUGCUUGGAACGCGCCAAUACACCCCCUAUGCGCUAUGGCAAUUUCGGGAGUUGAAUGAGCUGCAAUCGUUCUUUGAUGAGCGCAUCAAUCAAAGCCUUUCGGCGGCAAAAACAUACACUUCGUUGUACCCGGGCCAUCUUGUCGCAAUUGCCGCCAAAUUUUUUGGCUUUGUCGCCGGAUCUUUGGCCUUUGUGUUGAUAUUAUGGGGUCUUUUGGUGGAAGACCUUUUAUUGGAUUUGGAAGUCACCACGGGAAGAACAAUGCUUUGGUAUAUCGGUGUAUUGGGUGUCUUUGUUGCCUUUUGCAGGUAUUUGAUUCCCGACGAAACAAUCAUAUACAAGCCAGAGGAGCUGCUCAACAAAGUGACAUUCCACUUGAGGUACCUUCCGUUGCACUGGAAAAAUGCGCUUCACACCAAAACGGUCAGAAACGAGUUUUCGUCGCUAUUUCACUACAAAAUUGCGAUCUUUUUGCACGAAAUGCUAAGCAUCGUUUUGACGCCCAUCAUCAUGUGCUUUUCGCUUCCAAAAUGCUCAACCGCAAUCAUUAGCUUUUUCAAGGACUUUUCUGUACAUGUGGACGGCCUCGGGUAUGUUUGCUCUUUUGCCCUCUUUGAUUUCUAUAAAAAUGGAAAUCCCAAGUAUGGAUGCGUAACGGAGCCGAAAAAGAAUCAAAACAUGCACUACUUUCAAUCUGAGCAUGGAAAGAUGGAGAAAUCCUUUCUCAACUUCAAAGAAAAGUUUCCCGAAUGGACACCUGGUCCCUCUGGUACGAUGUAUCUUAGCCGGCUCCUUGAUUUCGGUGCCAAGACCCUUAAAAAGCAACCGGCAAGGCAACUGCCGCCACUCGGCUCGUAUGCAAAGCCGAAAAAUCCGCAAAGCGGCUUAUCAGUUACGUCUCCCAUAAGAAAUAUUGGGCUUUCUAUUCUUGCAGGAUCAGAGUCUGCUCCAUUCACACCUGAGGAUGAGUAUAAAUUAAGAAUAACAUCGUCAUCGUCUUCCGAUGAUCAAUGUGAUGAGGGCGAUCAUCUGGACAUGAACUCUACUUCUGCGGGCUUUGGUGUCAACCUCGCAAAAUCGCGAUCAAGAGGCAAAAGACUUGUCUCCUCAAAUAAAAAUCAAGCCAACUCGGAGAGUCUACUAGAUCUGGUGAAUAAGUAUGUCGAUAAUCAGAGUCAAGUGUAA